AUGAAAGCUAAUCGCUUUAUUAUCCAUAAUCCUACUAUCGAAUCUUAUCAACUAGAAGAGUACUACAACUAUUUUAAAAGAAUAGAGGAGAUUGAUAAAGACAAUAUCAAUAUCUACAAAACAAUCGAAUAAAAUUAAAGUGCAACUAAUUCUCGAUUUUAAUUGCUUUAAUAUACAUCCAAAUUUAAUAAAUAAAAAUAAUAAAAUGCAUAAGAUAAAUUACAAAAAUUAUUUCUCUUCCUAAAAUUAAUAAUAUAUUGGAUGACAAAAUCGAAAGAAUCAAAAUAAGAGAAAAUUCAUAUGAAUCUCUCAAAUGACAUUAAAAGUUCAAAAAACACUUUUAAUAGUUCCUUAGAAAAUAUCAAUUUGAUCAAGAAAUUGCAAACCCUUAAACCAAAUAUAUCCAAGAAGAAUCUUGAUAUUCAUUAUGAAAAAUAAAGGGAAUAUGGUAAUCGGUUGAGAAAAUUACCGAAACUCCCAGAUUUCGAUUAAAAAUCUCAUUAUCUGUUCUGA
This is a messenger RNA of Paramecium tetraurelia, 513 nucleotides long. RefSeq lists its product as uncharacterized. The transcript is spliced from 2 exons. The record is from RefSeq and is a predicted model, not a curated record. NCBI's taxonomy places the organism in Eukaryota, Ciliophora, Oligohymenophorea, Peniculida, Parameciidae.